GUGGUAACAAAAAAAGAGGACGAGAAAGAGAGAAACUAUCAAGUGAAAGAAGAACAGAGUCCAAAGAAGAACAAGAAACUGCUCAGGAAGAGAUCAGCAUCUAAUCAGCAGGUGCAGAACAGGGAGAGCAGUUUACAGAAUGCAGACGAUGAAGAGAAACAGUGYCAGAGCUCAGUGAAAAAGAGGAAGAGGAGGGAGGAGUCAGAGGCGGGCAGAGAGAAGGAUGUUGAGCACUGGGUGAUGAAGAGACAAACACUGAAGGCCCGAAAACACCAGGAAGCCUUAAAGAACAAGAGGACCAUUUUUGUUGGCAACCUGCCCGUCAGCUACACCGAGAAGACCUUACGGAGUCUCUUCAAAAAUGAAGGGCCGAUUGAAUCCAUCCGGUUUCGUUCUGUGGUUAGAGAGGAUCCUUCCAUGUCACGUAAAUUAGCAGCAAUAAAACGCAAAAUUCAUCCCCAGAAACAAAGCAUAAACGCCUAUGUGUUGUUUAAAAAUGAAGACGCAGUUACCAAAGCUCUGGAGAGCAAUGGCUUGGAGGUGGAGAAAGACUUCCACAUCAGGGUGGACAGAGUGACUGAAAGCUCAUCACAUGACAACAAGCGUUCUGUGUUUGUGGGGAAUCUGCCGUUUGAGAUCAAAGAGUCUGUGUUCCGACAGCAUUUUGAAGAGUGUGGAACUGUGGAGGCAGUGCGAUUGGUGCGAGACAAGAACUCUGGACUAGGCAAAGGAUUUGGCUACGUCCUGUUUGAGAGCGCAGACUCAGUGCAGCUGGCACUGGAGCUGGAUGGCUCAAAGCUCCAAGGUCGAUCCAUUCGUGUGAAGAGGUCAGUAAAGAAGGAGAAACAGAAGAAUAAAACUGACAACAGAGGAACCUCAAGAAAACCAAACAAACCCUUCAGGAACAGUCCUGGACAGGAGAAAGGACCUGGUCCAGGAGGGUUGAAGUCCCCAAGAAGGUUCAGGGGAAAGCAGCAGACGUCAGGCAAAAGUCAUGCCUCAUUUAAAGGAGAGAUGGUGGAUCCAAAAAAAAAACCUAAAAAGAAAGGUGUGAAGAAGGCAAAGGCAAAGAAACUGGUUCACCUCUAAGGGAAGACGCUUCUGAUUACUUCAAACAUCAGAUCAUUGUUCCGAGCAGCUGCUUUUAAAAUUUCCAUGUCUGUAAAUGAUGUCUGYAAACUGUAACCCAAACAACAUUAAAAGUGUUCUGUUGCUAAAAUAUA
Molecule: messenger RNA, 1223 nt
Organism: Austrofundulus limnaeus
Lineage: Eukaryota; Metazoa; Chordata; Actinopteri; Cyprinodontiformes; Rivulidae
Gene: rbm34
Product: RNA binding motif protein 34
Molecular function (GO): RNA binding
Source: RefSeq, a predicted model, not a curated record